ACGAUGGCUGACUGGGACUACGACUAUCUGAUCAAGCUGCUGGCGCUCGGCGACUCCGGGGUGGGGAAGACCACCUUCCUCUACCGGUACACCGACGACAAGUUCAACCGCAAGUUCACAACCACGGUGGGCAUCGACUUCAAGGAAAAGAGAGUGAUAUACACAGGGACGGGUGCUGAUGGGACGACUGAGAAGAACUUCAAAGUCCACCUUCAGCUCUGGGACACAGCAGGACAAGAAAGAUUCCGCAGCCUCACAACAGCUUUCUUCCGAGACGCCAUGGGCUUCCUGCUGAUGUUUGACUUGACCGAUCAGCAAAGUUUCCUCAACGUCAGGAACUGGAUGAGUCAGCUACAGGCCAACGCGUACUGUGACAGUCCAGACAUCGUGCUGGUGGGCACCAAGGCCGACCAGCUUGAUUUACGGGAUGUUCAUUCCAGACAGGCCAGAGAGCUGGCCGACAGAUACGGCAUCCCCUACUUUGAGACGAGUGCAGUGACGGGUGCUGACGUGGACCAGGCGGUGACCACCCUGCUGGGCCUGGUGAUGAAGAGGAUGGAGCAGAGCACGUACAUGGGCCCCAGCUCUCAACCCAACGGCGGCCCCGCCCUCAGCCACGGUGUGCAGGGGGCUCGUGUCAGGAGGACGUGUGCUUGUUGAUCUCAAACACCGGCAGUCACUGUUUUCACGUCUGCUCCGAGUGACACUGUAGUUUGAGAGGCUGCUGGUUUAUGGGGCUUCACUAAGGUGCCUACUUUGGUAAGACAGAAGAUCAGCUUAUGAGUCAUACUAUGAAAAAUAUCGGACGGUGUAAAUCCUCCCUGUAAUAUCAUCUUUUUGCAGCCUGUGCAGUGUUAAGUGAGGCUGAGGAAGGAGGGGACGAGUACUGCUUAUGAUGGGAUGUUUUAACCAGGGUAUCAUCAGGCCUUAAGAAGCAAUUCAUUACACUUUCAAUUCCACUUUCCACUUGAAAAAUUGAUGUUGUAAGAUUUGAUCGAAAAAGGUAUUUAAUAUUUUCAAUUGCCUGGCAUUAACAUUCACUAUAAAACUUCAAUUAACCAGAAUAAAUUGUAAUCAUUUGUAAUUGUUUAAUUCAUCCAGGUCUCAUUAAGUAAAGUGAGAAUAUCAUUGUAUUUAUUGUUAUAUUCUGCUGGGAUGUAAAGAAAUAUAAUUUAUAUAUCCCCACUGGGUCUACAUGUAUUAAAGUGGACUGUAUCAUAUUUAAAAAGUAUUGAACAGACUAUGAUUCAACUUUAUGAACCCUGUUUAAAAACACCCGGUGAUUGUGAUUCCGCAAGAAAAUCAAAAUCAUCUUCACAUGAGUCGUAUCAGAGAAAAAUACAGUUUUUAUU
This is a messenger RNA of Platichthys flesus (European flounder), 1352 nucleotides long. Its product is annotated as ras-related protein Rab-27B-like. NCBI's taxonomy places the organism in Eukaryota, Metazoa, Chordata, Actinopteri, Pleuronectiformes, Pleuronectidae. Gene Ontology annotation, biological process: positive regulation of exocytosis; melanosome transport. Bases 4 to 660 code for a protein of 218 amino acids. The transcript is spliced from 5 exons. The record is from RefSeq and is a predicted model, not a curated record. Gene Ontology annotation, cellular component: melanosome; secretory granule. Gene Ontology annotation, molecular function: GTPase activity; GTP binding.